Cynara cardunculus var. scolymus (artichoke) is the source of this 1736-nucleotide messenger RNA. Its product is annotated as probable WRKY transcription factor 32. The coding region runs from base 97 to 1422 and encodes 441 amino acids. Gene Ontology annotation, molecular function: DNA-binding transcription factor activity; sequence-specific DNA binding. NCBI's taxonomy places the organism in Eukaryota, Viridiplantae, Streptophyta, Magnoliopsida, Asterales, Asteraceae. The record is from RefSeq and is a predicted model, not a curated record. The transcript is spliced from 5 exons. Gene Ontology annotation, biological process: regulation of DNA-templated transcription.
AAACGACUUUUCUUCUCUACACAAACACACUAAAGAAUCCCACCAGAUUUUCAUUUUUGGUACUUUGAUCACACACUCGAUUCCACAAAUUCUGCCAUGGAUGAUGACAGUGAUCGAAGCUCCGAAGAAACUCAAUUGGAAGAAAAUUCAACAGCAGAGGACGCGAACAACCUCGACGAUGACGACGCUGAAGAUUCCGCCGGGGUUGAUGAAAACACUGAUGAUCAAAGAGAUGUUAGUCCACUAGAAAUUUCUCAUGUAUCAGCCGAAGAAGAUUUGAGAACUUGUCGAUCUUUGACCCUAGUCUCUGGUUUGUCGGAGGUGCCGGUGAAAUACGAGAUGCGACGGGAUGAGUUGGAGCACUUGAAGAAUCAACUUCAAGGGAGUCACCAAGAAGCCUUAGCAACUGUUAUAGCUCAGGCUGCUCAGGCUCAUUCCGAGAGUCAGCUCAAAUUGCCGGGGGUCCUAUCUUCGUCCAUAGGAUUAUCAUCUAUGCCUGUCACAUCCAUUUUAAGUCUUCCAUCUGUCCCCGUGCUUUCAAGUCUUCAAUGUUCAAAUUCACAAGGACAAAUUGUGUCACUGGUGGUGAAUGCUGAUAGCAUUCAUGUGGCCGAAGCGAACCAGAAGGAUGCCACUGGCACUGAUCCUAAACCUUUACCUGUUAAGAUACCUAUGGACGGUUACAACUGGAGAAAAUAUGGUCAGAAGCAAGUAAAGAGUCCUGAAGGUUCUCGAAGCUAUUAUAAAUGCACAUACAUUGAAUGUGAUGCUAAAAAGAUCGAGUCCUGUGAUCAAUUUAAUUCUGUCACAAAAAUAGUUUAUAAAGGCCAGCACAAACAUGAUCCACCUAAAAAAGUAUCUUCCAGGGGAGGUAAGAUUUUAUCAACUCCAAAAUCACCAAAAAGAAAAUCAAUCUCGACACCUGGAUUAAAGGACCAUCGAUCAAGUGGUUCUGUUGGCUGUGUUCCAAUUCAAGUUGAGCAGGUUGAUGAGCCACAACAAAAACAGAGAGUAAAGAAAAGCAGCUCAGAAAAUCCUGGUUCUGUCCUGAAACAUCCAAAAAAACCCAAGUUUAUUGUACAUGCGGCCGGUGACGUAGAAAUAUCAGCAGAUGGCUACAGAUGGAGAAAGUAUGGGCAGAAGAUGGUGAAGGGAAAUCCUCACCCAAGGAACUACUACAAGUGCACAUCUGCUGGAUGUCUAGUAAGGAAACACAUUGAGAAGGCUGUGGAUGGUGCAUCAGGGGUAAUGAUAACAUACAAAGGAGUGCAUGAUCACGACAUGCCUGUACCAAAGAAACGACAGCCUCCGCCUACACAUCUUCUUAAUGCCAAGAGAAGUGAAUCUACCACUGAAACAGCAAAGACAAGUGAAACGACUCGAACCCUUUUGAGUGUUGGUUUCGAAAUCAAAAAUUACUGAGUGAGAGGCAGCUACAUUUUGCAGGUAAGAUCUAACCCCUUUCCCUAGAUAUAUUUGGUGUCCAAAUUGUUGUAUAUGGGUUGGAGGGUUGUGGUAUGGCCUGUCAAUCUAUCCAUCUUCAGGUCUCUAGUGCUGAUUUAGUGUUUUUGUGGUGGUCUGGUCCUGCUGCCCAACCAUAUAAUGAUCUAAGAGAUGAUCUCAUCUCAUCUGAACCCAUUUAAUUGUAUAAACAGAUGUAGAAGAUUAAUCCAUUUAUAUAAUAGCUGAAUCUGACUUGAUUAAACAACAUAUAUCAAAAUUAAACAGAUAUAUAA